This is a messenger RNA of Ctenocephalides felis (cat flea), 2433 nucleotides long. RefSeq names its product heat shock 70 kDa protein cognate 5 (gene Hsc70-5). NCBI's taxonomy places the organism in Eukaryota, Metazoa, Arthropoda, Insecta, Siphonaptera, Pulicidae. Gene Ontology annotation, cellular component: cytoplasm; mitochondrion. Gene Ontology annotation, molecular function: heat shock protein binding; misfolded protein binding; ATP binding. Bases 148 to 2214 code for a protein of 688 amino acids. The transcript is spliced from 13 exons. Gene Ontology annotation, biological process: protein refolding; cellular response to unfolded protein. The record is from RefSeq and is a predicted model, not a curated record.
AUUCGCAAAAGAAAUUCUUUCCCUUGUGCGUUUUGUAUUAAAGUCGUGCGCGUGCAGUGAUUAUUAUAGAUUGCAUCAUCCUUUUUACACUUAAAUAAUCAAUUAAAACAUCUUAAAUAAAUUGCCUGUAUUAUUUUAUAGUUGAAAAUGUUGAGUGCCGCAAGAAUCGUCAGCCGAAAGGCUUUGGCCUCUUCAGGAAUCACUUGCGAUUUUACGAGUAGAAGGAGCUCGACAUUGCUACAAAAUGCAACAGCAUCAUUUAUGCCGGCCUGUCAGUCAAGAUUUACACAAAUUAGAAAUAAAUCAGAUGGCACAGUUAAAGGAGCAGUUAUCGGUAUUGAUUUGGGUACAACAAACUCUUGUGUUGCUGUUAUGGAGGGUAAACAAGCUAAGGUAAUUGAGAAUGCCGAAGGCUCCAGAACAACCCCAUCACACGUAGCCUUCACCAAAGAAGGCGAAAGACUGGUAGGCAUGCCAGCCAAACGUCAAGCAGUCACAAAUUCGGCCAACACCUUCUACGCCACAAAACGUUUGAUUGGCAGACGUUUCGAUGAUGCUGAAGUAAAGAAAGACAUGAAAAAUCUGUCUUACAAAAUUGUCCGUGCCUCCAACGGCGAUGCCUGGGUACAAGGUUCCGAUGGCAAAAUGUACUCUCCAAGUCAAAUUGGAGCCUUUGUUUUGGUUAAAAUGAAAGAGACUGCUGAAGCUUAUCUUAAUACACCGGUUAAGAAUGCUGUCGUUACUGUACCUGCUUAUUUUAAUGAUUCACAAAGACAGGCUACAAAGGAUGCCGGACAAAUCUCAGGACUCAAUGUUUUGAGAGUUAUUAAUGAACCGACUGCAGCUGCUUUGGCUUACGGAAUGGAUAAGACUGAGGAUAAAAUUAUUGCUGUAUAUGACUUGGGUGGCGGUACAUUUGAUAUUUCAAUUUUGGAAAUCCAAAAAGGAGUAUUUGAAGUUAAAUCAACAAAUGGUGAUACCUUCCUUGGAGGUGAAGACUUUGACAAUGUAUUAGUCAACCAUCUUGUCUCUGAAUUCAAAAAAGAGCAAGGCAUUGACCUAACAAAAGACCCGAUGGCAAUGCAACGUUUGAAGGAGGCUGCUGAGAAAGCCAAAAUUGAACUGUCAUCAUCCGUUCAAACCGAUAUUAACUUACCUUACAUCACAAUGGACGCAUCAGGACCAAAACACAUGACACUUAAAUUGUCCAGGAGUAAAUUGGAAGGUUUGGUCAAUGAUUUAAUCAAGAGGACAAUAUCACCUUGUCAAAAGGCUUUGCAAGAUGCUGAGUGCUCCAAGGCCGAUAUUGGAGAGGUUUUGCUGGUCGGUGGAAUGACCAGGAUGCCUAAGGUUCAAUCAACAGUUCAAGAAAUCUUUGGCCGUCAACCAUCACGUGCAGUGAACCCCGAUGAAGCCGUAGCCGUAGGUGCUGCUGUCCAGGGUGGUGUAUUGGCCGGUGAUGUCACCGAUGUUUUGUUGCUUGACGUCACACCUUUGUCUUUGGGUAUUGAAACUCUUGGCGGUGUGUUCACCCGUCUCAUCUCCCGCAACACAACAAUCCCAACCAAGAAGAGCCAAGUGUUCUCAACAGCAGCCGACGGUCAAACACAAGUAGAAAUCAAAGUACAUCAGGGCGAAAGAGAAAUGGCAUCCGACAACAAACAACUUGGACAAUUCACAUUAGUAGGAAUCCCACCAGCGCCCAGAGGAGUGCCACAGAUUGAGGUCACAUUCGAUAUUGAUGCUAACGGUAUUGUACAUGUUUCGGCUAAGGAUAAGGGCACUGGAAAGGAACAACAAAUUGUGAUUCAAUCAUCUGGUGGUUUGAGCAAAGACGAAAUUGAGAACAUGGUUAAGAAUGCUGAACAGUAUGCACAAGCCGAUAAGGUCAAGAAGGAUCGGGUUGAGGCUGUGAACCAGGCGGAGGGCAUUGUACAUGACACUGAGACUAAAAUGGAAGAAUUUAAGGACCAAUUACCCAAGGAUGAGUGUGAAAAACUGAGAGAAGAAAUCAAGAAAGUACGAGAAAUGUUAGCAAAUAAGGACAAUGUUGACCCUGAAGAAAUCCGCAAGACGACAUCAUCACUACAACAGCAGUCUUUGAAAUUGUUUGAGAUGGCAUACAAAAAAAUGGCCGCAGACCGAGAAGGCUCAGCCCCCAAAUCCGAAACAGCCUCCGAAGAAAGCCAAGAAAAGAAGGAAGAGAAGAACUAAAGUCUCCGUCUCGUAUUAAUACCAACAUUCGACUAGACUAGAAAAAGUUUUUAUAUAUCAUUACAAAAAAAACAAAUAGAUUUAAAGUUAUUUUUAUUGUACAUAUUGUCACAUAGUACUAUUUUUGAUUUUGUUAAUUAUUAUUAUUAAGAGAUACAUUAAUAUGUUCUCGGUUUACUAAAAACAAGUGUUGUUUUUAGUAUGCGGGCCUUUGUCAUG